CGAGAGAGAGAGAGAGAACAAACCCUAGAAGAGAAAUGGGGUUGAGAAGAAGUUGAGGUGUGGGACUUGUUGGUUCUCAUAAGCAUCACAUCACCCACUGUUCCUACCUAUAAAGCUUGGUCUUCCCUUCAGCAAUUUUCCCAACAAUCAGAGACAGCUUCUAACUUUUUUCAACACUUUGGUUGGAGAGAGAGAGAGAGAGAGAUGGGUAGAGCUCCAUGCUGUGACAAGGCCAAUGUAAAGAAGGGUCCAUGGUCUCCUGAAGAAGAUGAAAAACUCAAGGCUUAUAUUGAGAAGUAUGGUACUGGAAAUAACUGGAUUGCUCUUCCCCAAAAGAUUGGGCUUAAGAGAUGUGGAAAGAGUUGUAGACUGAGAUGGCUCAACUACUUGAGACCCAACAUCAAGCAUGGUGGAUUCUCUGAAGAAGAAGACAACAUCAUCUGCAGUCUCUACAUUAGUAUUGGUAGCAGGUGGUCCAUAAUUGCUGCUCAAUUGCCUGGAAGAACAGAUAACGACGUCAAGAACUACUGGAACACAAGGCUGAAGAAGAAACUGCUCGGAAGACGCAAACAGUCCAACGUAAAUCGGCUAUCAUCAACAAGUCAUGAUCCAAAAGAUGAAAAUGGCAGCCUAGAUGACUCGUGUGAGCCGGUGUUGAGCAACUCAGCCCUAGAAAGACUUCAGCUCCAUAUGCAACUUCAAAGCUGCCAAAACCCUUUGUCUUUCUACAACAACCCUGCACUUUGGCCCAAGUUGCAGCCCCUCCAAGAAAAGCUUAUUCAAAGCCUCCAAUUCUUGAAUGAAAACACUAAUUACACUUUGAUGCAACAACAUGUCCUUCCUAGUACUCAACCUGGACAAGAAUACAAGAUCGAUUUCUAUGAACCACCCAAUACUUCUGUAAUAGACGGUUUAAAUAUCGACGAAUUGGAGAAUUCUUUAAACGCCUUCAAUGCUGGAAGCAAUCAAGUUGUCAUGGAACAAUCGAAUAAUGAAGGAAUUCAGGCAGUUUCAAUAUUCCAAGCUGAUCUUGAUGACCUUUUGCACAACAAAACAAUUGGGCUUCCACCACAGGAGGAGGAUCCAAUAGCAGAAUUCGAUUGUUUCAAAGCAAUGGAUAGUUCGAAGGACAGCAUGAUGUGGUGGUCUAACGAUUUUGAGUUGAAAUCAGCCUCCACAAACUCAUGGGAUUCUUCAAGUCCUGUCCUUCAGUCCCAUGGGAUGUGUCAAGAUUAUGGAUUAGGAUACAAUCUACAGUGACAAAAUGACAUAAGAUGUGUUGUAAUCUUCGUUAUGAGGUGAUGUAGUAUUUGUUACGUUUCAUCGAGUUGUUGGAGUUAUACACAAUAUGGUGAAGUCAUAAUUCCGAGCACAUCAAAUCGUAACUUUUGAGCAAAUCAUGACGUAUCCAAAAGUGGCCUGAACUAGAGAUUUUUGGUGUGUAAAAUUAUUUCAAGCUCAUAAGAAAAGAAAGGGAAGAUGAAAAAGUUGAUCAAUGGUGUUGUAAAAUGUGUGAAAAAUGUAAUAAUGCUAUGUCCUUAAUGUCUAGAAAAAUAUAUACUUCCUA
Camellia sinensis is the source of this 1567-nucleotide messenger RNA. NCBI's taxonomy places the organism in Eukaryota, Viridiplantae, Streptophyta, Magnoliopsida, Ericales, Theaceae. The record is from RefSeq and is a predicted model, not a curated record.